AUGAACAACCAGGCGAGGGCCUCAGCCCCCCUUCCGGCCCGGACCUCCGCCUUGGUCCGGGCUCCGACACCGGCCCGGCCCUCGGUCCGGGUCCAGGCUCCGACACCGGCCAGGCCCUCGAUCCGGGUCCGGUCCCUGACACCGGCCAGGCCCUCGAUCCGGGUCCGGUCCAUGACUCCAGCCCCGGCCUUGACCCCGGUCCAGUCCCUGUCUCCGGCCAGGCCAUCGAUCCCGGUCCAGUUCCUGUCUCCAGCCAGGCCCUCGAACCCGGUCCAGUCCCUGACUCCGGCCAGGCCCUCGAUCCCGGUCCAGUUCCUGUCUCCGGCCAGGCCCUCGACCCCGGUCCGGCCCCUGACUCCGACCCCAGUCCGGCCCCCAACCCCGACCCCGGUCGGGACCCUGAUUCCACUCCAGGCCGUGCCCCGGGGCAGAACCCCGUCUGCGGUUCCGGCCUUAACGCCUAUCUCGUCUGAGAUCCUGGUCCCAGUCCUGGUCCCGCCCGCGGGCUCCGACCUGGAGUCCCUCCGGAGCUCCGCCCCACCUCUGGGCCCACCCCCAGAACCCGCUCCAGAGCCCGCUCCAGAGCCCGCUUUGUGGCCUGGUAAGGCUCCUACGCCGGGGCUGAGGUACGUCCCGGCGGCUGCCAGUGGAUCCGGAACCACACAAGAGCCCCUUCCUGAGCUCACUCCAUUGGCCACUGAUUUACUGGGGCCCAGUCUCGGGUCCACCCCGGGGGCAGACCCAGUGGCCACGAAGUUGACAGAUUCCACGGCUGGACCUAUCUCCACGCCCGUCCUGGGGGCCAUCCCCUUGGCCACUUCCUUACCUAUUUCUGCCAACACAUUUGCCUCCACCAGCCAGUACUUUCAAGUGGACAACAAGAUCCUAAUUAGAGUGAUCUACUGUGGCCUCUGAAGCUAUAACCUCCGGUACAUUCUACUGAAAAAGAGUCUGGAGCAGCAGUUCCCAAAUUGUCUGCUCUUUGAGGAGGACAUAUCUUCACAGGCUACCGGGGAGUUUGAAGUGUUUGUGGAUGGAAAAUUGGUUCAUUCAAAGAAGAAAGGUGAUGGCUUUGUGGAUGAGGCCAAGCUGAAGAAAAUUGUGAACAUUAUCAGUGAAGGGAUCAGGAAGAUGUAG
Molecule: messenger RNA, 1137 nt
Organism: Artibeus jamaicensis (Jamaican fruit-eating bat)
Lineage: Eukaryota; Metazoa; Chordata; Mammalia; Chiroptera; Phyllostomidae
Gene: SELENOV
Product: selenoprotein V
Exons: 5
Biological process (GO): response to selenium ion
Cellular component (GO): cytosol
Source: RefSeq, a predicted model, not a curated record